AUGUCAUCUCCCGUAGCAAAAGCUGCGCGCCGUGUGACACACGAGCUUCAUGGUGUUGUCGUCUCUGCUGGCCUAAUGGACAAGACUGUCAAGGUUCGGGUUGGCGGUCAAAAAUGGAACAAGAUUGUCAAUAAGUGGUUUGCCGACCCUAAGCACUAUCUCGUCCACGAUCCCAACUCAUCACUCCGAACCGGCGAUGUCGUUUCCAUUGUCCCUGGAUGGCCAACCUCCCAGCACAAGCGUCACGUUAUCAAGCACAUUAUUGCGCCCUAUGGAACGCCCACCGCAGAGCGCCCUCCCGUGCCCACGUUGGAGGAAAGGAUAGCGGACUACGAGGCUAAGAAGGCCAAAAAGGAUGAGCGAAGGGCGGCGAGACGGCAAGAAGAGGAGAACCAGAGGCUUGAAGAGAAGCGGUUGGAAAACGAAAAGAAGGAAGCUAGACGCAAAGCAUGGGAGGAAGAUCAGCAGAAACGCAAACCUCAGACAUUGGCAAGCGAUGUCGAUUAA
Fusarium mangiferae is the source of this 507-nucleotide messenger RNA. RefSeq lists its product as uncharacterized. Gene Ontology annotation, molecular function: structural constituent of ribosome. Bases 1 to 507 code for a protein of 168 amino acids. Gene Ontology annotation, cellular component: mitochondrion; ribosome. The record is from RefSeq and is a predicted model, not a curated record. The transcript has 2 exons. Gene Ontology annotation, biological process: translation. NCBI's taxonomy places the organism in Eukaryota, Fungi, Ascomycota, Sordariomycetes, Hypocreales, Nectriaceae.